AUGUUCAAGCUCCUCAAGGACCUGACCCGCCCGCCCGAACCGCUGGGCGGGCGCAGCCGCUCUGCGAGCCUCAGUACUGGGGUCACGGCACCUGCACCUACGCCCGCCCCGGCCCCGCCACCGCCAGAGCCAGAGGUGGACGAGCAAGAGACAGACGUGGACGCGCGCACCGUCAUCUCCCUAGUGGACGGUCUGCCUGAUGUGCACGGCACGAUGGCGUAUGUUGAGACAUUUUCCCAUCUGCUCACGCUGCCAUCGAAACCGGCGACGCGCGCCGCCUUCCGCCGGCAUGAGGGGUUCGCGCGCCUCUUCGCCGCACUCCAUGGGCUUGGGUGGGCAAGGCGGCCUGACGCAAUAAGCCAAGACGAGUGGACCGUGUUCGAAGUGCAGCGAGCAGAGGGGCUACGGCUGUGGUUCGAGGCUCUGGCUUGGGGGAUGGGGGAUCGGGCUGGCGAGCGCGCCUUCGAUGCCCUCGGAGGCUACAUGGCCCUCCUACCGCUCCUGCGUAAGCUCUCGUCAGACGACGCCGACACGGCCGACGCCGAGGUGCUCGGUAUCCUCCUCUCUCACCUCCUCGGGAACAACUACACUCUGCGCUCCCUGUUUACUGGGCCAAAAGUCGACGCCGAUGCUGUUCUCAAGGACGCUCAUCUGCGCUGGGCACAGGGCCUGCCAUUGUUGUGGGCGUAUAUCUGGGGCCUCGAGAAGGGAGAUCUGGAGCGCGAGGCGCUGUACGACGGCGCGCGAGAGGCCACAGCAACACCAGCCGUCUGGCUCACACUAUGCGUCAUUCGUGCCCUAGCUGCCGACCGCACCAAUCUCCUCCUCAUCCGCGCCAACCUCCCGGCUCUCCCCGAGUUCCUAGUCACUCGCAUAUACGGGUAUGAGCCCGAGCGGCACUUUGACGUCACCUUUCCACCGCGCGACGAGUGGUUCCAGAACGUGCAGGCCGAGCCGGUUGCUCCGGCCCGCGAGUGGUUUGCCCCGUCUGCUGAGGGUCGGGCUUUAUAUCUCAGCCUUCUGCAGCGCGUGGUGACAGGCGGCAUGGACACUCAGAUCACAUGGCGCCUGUUCCAACUCGUGCGGAAGGCGCCGCCCAAGCCGCCCAGGAUCGAGCCGGACAGCAUUGCGUCCAGCGGAGCUGCUACACCGAUCGCACGUCCCGCCAGUCCUGGUGCCGAAUUCGUCACCCCUGCCUCGACGCCUGGGCCAGAUACGCCGCGGUCGCAGAAGAAGAGGCCGACGUUGAAAAUCAAGCUCUCGCCACCUCUGCACGAGAGCCUCGACACCGAGGUGCUGGACCUCGUCCGCCGCGCCAUGCGCUCUCACAACCCACAUGCGUUCAUCUUCCGCUCCGCCCCUGGGGUAGAGGACGGGAGCCUCGACCUGAGCGAGCUGGACCGGCCCUUCCCGCCAGCCGCGAAGGGGUUCGUCUUCGCGGCAUGGGUCAACAUCUCGCGCCUGACAGAGGGCAUCACACUCCUCCACCUCUCGCAGGAGGGACGCAAACACCCGCUUUUGGCGGUGCGGGUUCUGGAGAACUCGCAGAUCUCGAUCACGACGACCGCGUGGAGCGACAAGGAUGACGAGGUUGAGGAGGUCAUCUGUGGUGCGGCGGACGCUCUCAUUCCUCACCGCGAGUGGGUACACUUCUGCGUCGGGUGUCGGAAGGGCAGAGCUGCCGGCGAAGCACGUAUUUUCAUCAAUGGGCGCCGUGUCGGCGUCAUGCACGUAACCUACCCCAUCCCACGCCCAGGCGCGAAGGAGGGCGUGCGCGUGAGCGUCGGGCGCGCUCCACCCGAACCCGAUUCCAAGCCUACGCUAGGCCACGGCGAGGGUAACGAGUGGUCGCUGGGCCGUACGCUCCUCCUCGAAGAGGUUGUGGCUGAGGACAUCGUGUUGCUGAUGCACCACCUCGGCCCACGAUACGCGGGAAAUAUGCAGGAGGCGGCAGGUAAGUUCCUGACAUACGAAGAUGCAACCGCAAUCAAUAUCAACCUCCACGCCCUCGCGGCAGGCCAAAAAGCCGCACUCCUCCCAGCCAACAGCCAGCUCGUGCGGGCCAUAUCCUCGGGCCCAGCGAUCCCAGAAGAUAAUAUCAUGCUCUCGUUGUCAGCGGCCGACGUCCUCCCGUCCCAGUCAGGGGAAGAAGAAGGCGUCUUGAAUGGGGCCGUACCGCACAUCUCGCGAGCGCGCGACUUCACAUACGCAAGAGCGCACCUCGUCGGCUCCAUCUUCCCCUACGCCAUGAGUGACAUGGACGUGGUCGCCGGGUCUGCUGGCGGCGGUGUUUUGGUUCUCAAGUUGGUCGAUUUGGCAUCUACUCCCGACGAGCUGCGCACCACGCUUGGAGUACUCUGGGAUAUGUUGCGGUAUUCGUGGGCGGCGAGCGAGGAGAUGGAGCGCAUACGCGGAUACGACCUGCUCGCUGCUAUACUCCGGCCUAAGAUGGGGGCGCUGGUUGAUACGCAGUGUGCGGAGGGCAUUCUGGCGUUCCUUGGGAUUGAUAUCAAUGACCCGAGCUCCGCACGCGUCCAGUGUUCGGCAGGAUAUAAAGCCCUCGGACUCGACCUCGAGCUGUGGGCACACGCGCAGCUGCCAACCCUCACGCUCUACCUACAGCACUUCCAGGCGCUCCUCGCGGAGUCGCAGUACCGUCGCUUCAACCAAUUACGUACAUUCCAAAAGUCCAACGUCGUCCGCAAGCUUCUCUAUGCGCUGCGCUCAGGACACUAUACCCACGCUGCCGUCCCGCUUGCUGUCAACACUCUCCGCCUCGUGCUUACGAGCCGCUGGUCCGCCGAGGACGGCAUCAAGCCCGUGUUCUCGUACCUCGUCUCGGCGCUGUGUCAGCUCCCCUCUUCGACCUACAUCGUGCCCACGGAGCCCACGUCGGCCCAGUACCCCGCGGCACUCAUCCUCACCAUGCUCGCGGACGUUCUCAAGAACGCCAAGCGUCUGACCAAGCUCAACAAGGCCAUUUCGCUCCACCGCCUUCUCGUAAUCUUCCUGCAAUCCAACCCGACACCGUUCGUCGUCGUGCCCUGCACCGACAUCCUAGCACUGUGCCUCUCGACGCCAAGCCACGACUCGUUCCAGCGCCACUUCGAGGCCGAGGGCGGUUUCGUCCUCCUCGCCAAGACUCUUGCACCGAUCUGGAACGCGCACAUCCAGGAUACGGUCUUCGGCAUGCUCUUCGGUCCGACAGGAACGGCAGGGGCAAGCCUCGCCUGCCCGCCUGUCAUUGCGAGCGUGUUGGCCGCACUCGACGCUCUCCUCCACUCCGCGAGUGGUGGGAGUGGGGUUGCUGACAUGGCAAGCAGCGUCGGCAGCAUCAGUAGCACGAUCAGCGGGUUGUCCAUCACCCCGAUUCGACAGCAUCCGGACGACGACUCGGAUUCGGACUCGGGUACGGAGAUUGACGACGACGGCCGCCUCGAGAGCCUCCUCACCAAGCUCGCACAAGUGUACCGCCAGUCCUCGCCGCUGCGACGCGCUCUCACUGCGCGUCGCAUCGAGUCCAUGCUGCCAGCCAUGGUCGACUUUGUGACGAUGACCGUGAGCUCGAGCUCUGCGGCGGUGGAAAGCCAGCGCGCCGCCGCGCUUCAGUGGCUCCAGGCGCUGGUGGAUUUAAGCAAGUCGCCCGCAACCAUCAUCACGCAGCUCAAGCUCCUCAUCGAGCAGCUCAAGGCGUCGAGCUCGGCGGACACCGCGGCGCGCACGCCGACAUCUGUGGCCGGUUCCAUCUCCCGCCCAGCGCCGCCAAGACGGUCCUCGUCCAACCUCUCCACAUCCAUGCGCUCCAAUUCCAGCGUUACCAGUAUCUCAUCGCCCCUCCGCCGUGCACCCUCGGGUGAGGGCGGUGGACCUCUGGCGCGCCUCCGCGCCCGAAACCCAACCCGAAUGCCCCUCCGUCGCACGCUUACGGGCGAGAGCAUCCUACAGGAGGAGCGGGACAAGAACGCUGCGUGGCGCAUGAUCAUCUUGUCGACUGACGCGCGGAAGCACGCGACAGAGACGCUCGAGCGUAAGGAGCACUGGCACCGUCUGAACCAGGUCGAGUGGCCUGGGCUGGUCGCCGCGCUGCGGGCGGAGAAUGGCGUGUGGGCGGAGGACGACAGGCCUGCGACCUGGCGGCUGGAUGGGAGUGAGGGCCCGUUGCGUAUGCGAAUUCGCCUUGAGCGCACGGAUGCAGUCGACGCGCCUGGCAGACAAAAGAUCCGUGCUAACCUCCGUGACGCCAUUCCCGGUACAGACGAGCUCUCAAGUGCCGUCUCGCGCAUAAACGCCGCGCCGUGGGAAGACCCGUUCAGUCUCGCGAUGGGCGAGUCGAUGGCGGAGGAGCAGCCCGCUGGUACGCCCACCAAGCCGACCGCACCGGCGGACCCGUCCCAGGCUGGCGACGACGAGAGCGACGACGACGCCUAUCAUGAGGUCGAGGACGAGUCCACCAACAAAAUGCGCCUCGUGGCAAAGGCUUUGCAGGCUGGUGAUGUCGUCGAGUCGGCGCACAACAUUGUGCGGAUUGUCGGCGUUGACGCGCUUCCUGGCCUGCUCAUUCUCGGGCGCAAGAACCUGUACCUCAUCGAUGGGCUUGUGCAGACACCAGAGGGACAGGUGAUCGAGGCGGAGCACGCACCGCGCGAUGUCCUCUCUAUCCCGAGCGGGACGUUGGCUGACUUCGAUCCGAGCGACCAGAGAUCCCACAGGUGGACAUAUUCCGACAUCGUCGAGACGAACAAGCGCGCGUUCCUGUUCCGCGACGUCGCUCUCGAGCUCUACUUUGCCGACAAGCAGAACUUCCUUGUCAUCUUUCGCGACAAGCGGGAGCGGCAGACCGUUGUGCAUAAGAUGGGGAUCAAGAGCGGCACAGCGCCGCGCGUGCUCAACUCUUUUGUUCUCGACACACUGAGUCGCGCGCUGGUGGACACGCGCGAGGUGCAGCUCGAGAGCAUGACCCGCAAAUGGCAGAGCCGCGAGAUCUCUAACUUUGCCUACCUCCAGUUGCUGAACCAACAUGCGAACCGAACGCCCAACGACGUGACGCAGUACCCCGUUUUCCCGUGGGUGCUGGCCGACUACACGUCGCAGAUCCUCGACCUGUCGAAGAAGGCGAGCUACCGCGACCUGUCGCGGCCGAUGGGUGCGCUUACUCCCGCCCGCAGGGAGGAGGCACUAGAGCGGUACCAGGUGAUGGAGGGCGUGGGCGAGAAGCCAUUCCACUACGGCACGCACUACUCGAGUUCGAUGAUUGUGUGCGGGUACAUGAUCCGCUUGAGUCCGUUCACCGAAAUAUUCCUCGCGUUACAGGGCGGUACGUUCGACCUCGCGGACCGCCUUUUCUCGUCGGUUCCGCGCGCAUGGGACUCGGCCAGCGCGACCAACCGUGGCGACGUGCGGGAGCUCAUCCCCGAGUUCUUCUACGCCCCCUCCUUCCUGACCAACCUGAACCAUCACGACUUUGGGCGCAAACAGGUAUCGGGCGACGUGGUCAACGAUGUCGCCUUGCCUCCGUGGGCGCUAAACGACCCGCUACUCUUCGUGCACAUCAACCGCGAAACGCUCGAGAGCGACUACGUCUCGCGCCACCUCCCCGAAUGGAUCGACCUGACGUUCGGACACAAGCAGGGCGACGCGGCAUCUUUCAACUGCUUCCAUCCACUUAGCUACCGCGGCGCAGUCGACCUCGACAGAAUGAAGGACGACGCCGAGCGCGCAUCCAGCACUGCCAUCAUCCACAACUUUGGCCAGACGCCACUACAGAUCUUCCGAACGCCGCACCCACACCGUUUCCUCGGCGGUAGAACUACGCUGCCCAUCGGCCAGCGGUUCGGCGUCGCUGAGCAGUGGCAGCUCCUCCUGCGCUCCGUGAUGCCUAUCAUGGACGUUGCGUCGCGCGUGCAUCACAUCCUCGAGAAUGAUCGGGGAGAUGGCCGACCUCGGGUAGAGCAGAAACACCGUCUCGCCGUGCCGGGAUAUGCGGGGUUGAGUGUACAGUUUGGCUUCGCGGACCAGAGUAUCCGGAUCUACCAUGCAGAGAUGGGUCAGAGGCUCGUGUACAUCGUCGAGGGCAUCGAUGUCACUCAUGCGGCCUUCGCAGCCCCAACCCUCCUCGUGACCGUGAGCUCGCUCGGCGUGCUCACAGCCUGGCGCCUGGCCGUGAAGGGCGGCGGUCUGCGGCGCGGAGACGCUGGCCUAACCCGCGAAGCAACGCUGCGGGGCGCGAACCGCACAGUCACCUCGCUGGCUGUGAGCACGGCCUGGUCAUUUAUCGUGACGGGUUGUGCGGACGGCACGGCGCUCGUCUGGGAUUCGAACCGGCUGAGAUACACUCGCGCUCUAAAGACGCCGCGCACCGAUCCAAUCGAGCAUAUCGGCAUCAACGAGGCGAACGGCCACAUUUGUCUCGCCUCCGCCCGCUAUCUCUACAUGUUCAGCCUGAACGGGCACCCUAUGGCCGCAACGAGCGCCGACGGUGGUCGCUUCCCCGAGAUCCGGUUCGACGACGCGCCUCCCGAAGUCCGCACGUUUACAGGGGGCAUCGCGUUCCUCCACCGUGAAUUCCUUGCUUCUGGCGACUUGCUCGUCAUUGGUGUGAAUGGCACGCUUGUGCUGUACCGCUGCAUUCCAGGGGUACGGAGAUUCGAGGACCAGGACGUCGAGCCAUGGCGUCUGGUUCGGCAGGGCGUCCUCUUCCGUUCUGACGAGCAUGGACAUGGGGACGUGACGGCGGUAAUGUUUAUUGGCGAAACGCUCUACGCCGCGUUUGAGCCGACGCCACCUGGCCGCAAGCACGCGGUGUACCAGUGGUCUCUUCCUGACGCUGGCGGCUCUCUCGUCGCGCAACGCCGUGUGCCUGAUAGUACAACGGUGUGCAUGUCCCCCAGCUGCGGACGACACUUUGGCCUGCUCGACCCGCGGCGAUGGUGCACAGGCUGUGGAGGCGCGUUCUGCGGCGCGCACGCACUGCACGUCGAGUUCUUCGAGAACCGGUACUGCGACGUCUGCCGCGGCCGGCUGGGUGAGGCGAGCGAACUCGGCCUCAUGGGCCGGAGCCGGAUGGGAAGCCGCGCAGGCUCACUCGACCCGAGCAGAGUCCAGAGCGCGGCGGGGAGCCGGCGAACAAGUGCUACCGGACCGCGGCCGAGUGUCAGUGGUCCCACUGCAAGUUCCGUGUGCUCCUCGUUGUCGUUCUCCUAUGGCGUCAUGGCUGAGCAGCUUGCGUUCGUGUGGGGUUGGUGGCAGUAG
Molecule: messenger RNA, 7248 nt
Organism: Cutaneotrichosporon cavernicola
Lineage: Eukaryota; Fungi; Basidiomycota; Tremellomycetes; Trichosporonales; Trichosporonaceae
Gene: BPH1
Exons: 10
Coding region: 1-7248 (2415 amino acids)
Molecular function (GO): protein binding
Source: RefSeq, a predicted model, not a curated record